AUGAAACUAGUAGACACAAAGAUAAAGAUAUUUUUGGCGCUUCUUUUAGCACAAAUAAAUUUAGUUUUAGCUCAGCAACCAACGAUAACUAGUGCAGCUGCAGAUUAUCAAUCGAUCAAAGUGGGUGGAACCAAUUUUGGUACUGUAAAGAACAAUGCAAUAUUGAUUGCACCUACCUAUCCACUUGGAACCAAUACCUCUUUGACUGCAGCCUUUAUAUCACCAACCAUUUUAAUCUUUGCUUGGGAUAAUAAUGUAUUGAAUGGACCGUUCCAAAUAUCUAUCAAUGGGCUGCUGACUGCCCCUUGGUAUGUGUCGUAUACUCCAUAUAUCGAUACAAUGACACCUGUUGGUACAGCCGGUGGUUCCAACAUCACUAUAAGAGGUUAUUCAUUCUAUCCAUUCGACAGUCUCGGUAAUGCACUUUCACAAACCGUCACCAUUGGAGAUACCAAUUGUCCAGUACUCUCAUCAUCGAUCGACGCCUCUUAUACCUAUAUUGUUUGUCGAGCUCCUGCCGGGUCAGGUACCAAAGUAGCAAUUGUAAAAAUCAAUAAUUUAGCAAACUAUUUCGAUUAUCUCUAUGCUCCUCCAGUCAUCACAUCGGUCACUCAAAGUGAAACUGAUUAUGGUCUAAUCAUUCAAGGUGAAAAUUUUGGUUGGAAUAUAAAUUUAAUAAGAAUUUAUAUAUCUACGUUGAUGGCAACUGUUAUAUCAUUUAAUGAUACUACAAUCUUUGCAGUUGCCACGGCUGAUACAAGCAAUGGAUUAAUCCAAAUUCAAGUCGAUAGUAUCAAUUCUGCAGAUUUUCCAGUCCAUUUUAAACCAGCCGUUACAUUUGUACCUACUAUUCCAGUAGCUGGUGGUAUAGUUACUAUUUCUGGGCGUUAUCUUUCAAUGACACGUACUGAUUUGACAGUAUUAUUCAACGACAAGCCGGCAACACACAUUUCAGAGUAUUACAACACAGUCUCUGCCUUUUUAGUAGUAAUGGCACCUGCAGGUGUUGGUGCCAACCUUUCAUUGACCAUCACCGCAGAUGGAAUUCAAUCCGAAACAUUCUUAUUCAGUUAUGAUGCUCCAACCCUCACAUCAAUGACGCAGGGAGUUGGAUCUGCCAUUUCAAUCAUUGGUACCAAUUUUGGCACUGAUUUGUCCGUCGUCACAGUCAUUACCAACGGUCAAGAAAUCUUACCAACCGGAUUCAUCUCAAAUGGCUUGGUGUUUAGUGCUCCUGUAGAUCUCAAGAAUGGAGUUAUCAAUGUUCGCGUUGGUAAUCAAAUGGCUGCAUCAAACCUUACAUUUGGUUUGGCUCCAGUACUAUCAUCCAUUUCGACUCUGUCAUUGGCUGGUGGUACGAUCACUAUCAAUGGUCGAUAUUUAAAUAGUGUAGAUUACCUAGGUACUCCAAUUGAUGUAACAGUAUUGUUGGAAAACUUGGCAUGUACCAACACAGUUGCCAACGGUGCCACGUUAACUUGUCACUAUCCAGGUGGACUAGGUGGAGCUCAAGCUAGUUUGUCUGUUUAUAUUGGUACUAAACAAACAUUGUUAUUGGUAUCUUUCCCACCUCCAAUUAUUACUUCUCAGUCUCUGACUCAAAAUACAAUCGAUGGAACUAUCACAGUGGUUGGUAAAAACUUUGGUGUAUUACCCUCAAAGAUUUCAUUAAUAUUUGGUACUCUUCAAUCUGUCAAUGAUACAACCGUCGUUUUUACAGUUGCCGAUACAAUUUCCAGUGCUCCCUUCACUCUUACUACAUUUUUUCAAACGUCAAACUCUGUUCAAUUUGUCGUCACCCCAUUGAUCACUGGUAUAUCUGGUGUAGAAACCCAAGGAUCAAGUACAACAUUGACAGGUAAAUACCUUGUAGCAAAGAGAGCCAAUCAGACACCUACAGUUGCUUCUAUCCAAAUUGAUGGUGGUACACCAAUAACAUCACAAAUUUCAAUGCAACCUAUACAAGGUACCUAUUUAACAUUCCCACUACCAGCUGGUACUGGAGUAAAUCAUACAUUGGUAUUAACCAUCGAUGGUAAAAGUGCUACCUUUGUAUUCUCGUAUCCAGCUCCAACUAUUAUUGGUAUAUCUCAACAAUCAGUUGUCAAUCACUACACCCAAACAAUCUCCAUCUCUGGUACUUCAUUUGGAGUGGUCAGUGGAAAUGUUAAAAUAAUAUUUGCUAAUCAACCAAAUGUUCAAUUAGAUCAAGUAUUUGUCAGUGACUCUUUAAUCACUGCAACUCUACCAAAGUUUGUACUCAAUGGUUUCGUGAUGGUCAAUGUCUCUGGUCAGUCUUCAUCUUCAUAUCCCAACCAAAUUGGACCAAUUCUCAAAUCAAUCACAUCAGCUGAUGCAGAAGGUGGUGAAAUCAAGAUUGGUGGUCUCUAUCUCAACAAUGUCGAUGCUUUUGGAUCAACCGUUCCAAUCACAGUCAUGUUCCCAGGUAAAACUCUAUGUACCAAUGUCGUAAAGAUUGCAGAUGAUCAAGAUAUGAGUUAUAUCACUUGUCAAGCUCCACCAGGUACCGGAAUUGAUAUUCAAGUUUCUGUUCAAGUCGGUACAUUAAUUGACACUAUCAACUUUGCCUAUGGUGCACCUGUCAUCUAUUCGGUUAUUGUCGCCAAUGAUAAUUCAGUAGUAUCUAUUGUUGGAAAGAACUUUGGAGAUUCACAAACAAGUGUAUCAGUUUAUCUUGGAAAUGUGCCAAUCAUUUCAUACAGUUAUGUCAACAAAACCCUCAUAGUGAUGCCUACAACUUCAACAAUGAGAAAUGCACUCAUCACUGCCAAGCUUGUAGAUGGUCGUGUCUCCAAUCCAGUACCACUUAAUUUGAAACCUAUCAUUACAUCUGUUUCAAAGCCAGUUAAAACAACAGGUGACCAAUUGACUAUUGUUGGAUCUGUUUUUAUCGAUGGAGCACAAUCACCAUCACCAGUCCAAUUCUCAUAUAUUGCACCUUUAAUCAGCAAUAUUGUUCAACAAGGUAGUAGUGAUGAUCUCAUUACAAUCAACAAUCAAAUCAUUGCAACAACAUUGGUAAACCCAGCAACUUUGUUUGCUAAAUUGACAGGUCCAUCAAAGAAUGGAGAUAUUAUAGUCAAUGUUGACGGUCAAGAUAGUAAUACUCAACCACUCAGCAUCAAGGCAUCUGUCACCUCUAUCACAUCCACCUCACCAUAUGGAGGUGUUGUUGAAUUAGUUGGUAAAUACCUUUGGACUACAAGAUUGGUUUCAACUCCAACAACCAUCUCUAUUCAAAUUGGAGGAGUAGAAUGUACAUCACCAGUUGCCAAUGGAAGUGAUGGAACCAAGUUGAAAUGUACUCUUGGUGAUGCAAGUCAAUUUGAAUCUGAUAUUGAAUUAUCAAUUGAUUCUGUCGAUGCCAAUUCAACAACCAUCAAUUACAGCAGUAAGCCACCAGUUCUCACAUCGAUUACACCUUCAUACUACCUCAUCUCAAGUGUCAUUACCAUUUAUGGUACUGAAUUCUAUACAUCAGCUACUGUCACCAUUGGAGGUAGUAGUUGUGGUGGUGUUGUAGUUGUCGAUGCACAACAUAUUACUUGUUUAUUUGAUAGUGAUGUCGGUAUUGCAACUUCAAUAUUGAAUUUAACUAUUGUUUCUGGAGAAUUAUCAACCACUCAAGUUGGAGUAUUCAAAUACACAUUGUUACAAUGUUUGAACUCAUGUUCAUCACAUGGAACCUGUGUCAGCUCUGGUCAAUGUCAAUGCAACAAUGGAUACAGUGGAGCUGAUUGUUCAAUCACAUACAGUCAAUCAUUGGUGUCGGGUGACUCUGGAUCAGUGUCAGGAGGUAAAUUCACAAUGUUUAACAACUCUAUGGAAUUCCUACUUUCACACAUUCAAGAAGUUCGUCAAGACAAUACUAUCGUUCAAACUAUUCCACUCACCAAAUGGGACGUAUAUGAUGAAUACGGAAAUACAACCGUUUACAACUCAACAUCAACCACUCACAACAUUGAACUCUAUGUCACCAAACAUUCAACAGCAUCUGUUCAAUCAUACCUUGGUGAUGAUCUUGUCAUCCCAUCCAACUCUAUCAAACACUUUAUGACUAUUGAUCGUUUUACAUUUGAAUCGAUCAACUCAUCACUACGUAUCAUCUAUCAAUUCAAAUCACCAUCACAAAUUGAAUACAACUGCGACAAUGAAACCACCAAAUAUCAAUACGAUACAUCAUCAUCAACAACAACCAUCAAAUCAUACAGCAUUGACACACCAGUCGGUACAAUGAUGGCAUCAUUCAGCAACCGUGCCAAUAUUGAUGACACCAAUGCAAUUGUAACAUCCAUCCAAGCAAUCACAUCAGUCGAUUCAACAACCCAAUCAACAGCAGGUAUCCAAUACAUUGGCAUACAAGUUCCAUCAUUUGCAGAUUUUGUUGAAAUCGAUCCAAUAUUCUCAGCCACAUCAAAGACUGCACCAUCAACCGAUGCCUGUAUUGGAUGGAGAGAGAUAUAUAGGGACGAAUUCAUAGCAUUUAAAUAUUUUGUAAAUAUAACAUAUCACAACGGUACUGAUGACGGUGGCGGCGGCGGCGGCGGCGGAGGAGGAGGAGCAGCAGCAGGAAAUAACAGUACCGAUCAAUCCAUCAAAAUGGAUUUCUACACAUCAAAAAACUCUGAGCACAUGUCAACAACAGACACCAUCUUGAAAUAUAUGCCUCUCUCCUUUAAUUGUAACAUAAGUUCACUCAUACCACCAGUCACCCUUCGAGACGCAACACAAAAAUCACCUUAUUUAAAUAUUAAAUUGUACAGUUAUUUUGAAAAUAAAUUAUUACUUGAAACGACAGCAGACUUGUAUCAAUACUACCAAUCAACUGGUAAGAAAUUAAAUGGAAUCUGUUUGGUCUUAAAUGGGAAAACAACAAUCGAUUCUCAACCAUGUACUUUUGGUCAAACUGGUUAUACCAAGUACAUUUAUAAAUUAUUAAUCAAAUAUCAUAUCAUAAUUUAUAGUUAUACAUCACAAUUUAUACCAGUUAUAGGAGAUACAAUAACCUAUUCAAAUGUUUUAAUAAGAAUUAAAUAUUUUAAAGACCCAUAUUUAAUAGCAGCAGAUAUAUCAAAGGGCACUUUUACUUUUGGAAUGGCAAAAGAUUUACAAGAAUCAUUGGGAACAUUUUUUUUAAUUUUUGGAGGUGUAUUUACAGUUUUAUUUGUUUUAAUUAUUUUAAUGAUGGUCAAGAAAAAAGGACUAUCCAAGUUAAUGGGUGGAUCAAAGAAUUCGAUGGACGAACAUUCCGACCACUCUAGUAGCGGCGGUAUGGAUGGUAUACCAAUGUCAAACUUGGACAUUAUUCGAGCUCAAAACUAUUUAGAUUCACAACAAUCAUCAAAUCAAUUGUCAAAUAAUAGUAGAGAAAGAAAUACUCUUACUCAUGACAUAAUAAAUGAAGUUGGUUAA
Molecule: messenger RNA, 5433 nt
Organism: Cavenderia fasciculata
Lineage: Eukaryota; Evosea; Eumycetozoa; Acytosteliales; Cavenderiaceae
Gene: tgrF1
Product: IPT/TIG domain-containing protein
Exons: 8
Coding region: 1-5433 (1810 amino acids)
Source: RefSeq, a predicted model, not a curated record